AUGUCCGUCGACGACGUCACGGGCCCCAUGGACUGGGAGCAGUUCAACGGGCGGCCGGCGACGGACGACGCCUGGGCCGAGUGGAAGUGCGACGGCACGGUGGCCAACGGCGGGCCCUGCCGCACGCUGGACGACAACGACGACGUCUACCACUGGAACAUGGACGACUACUGCGACGACACGCUCGAGGAGCACACGUGGUACGACACGGGCGGGUCGACGAUCCUCGAGUGCGCGGCAUCCGUCGACGAGUUCGGCUGCGGCAUGAUGUACCAGUACGACCUCGCGGUCGAGUGCUGCCUCACGUGCCAGCCCUGGCAGACGCGGCGCCCGACGCCGCGGCCGUCGAGCUCGCCGACGGUGAAGCCGACGCUGCUCAACGUCACGGACGACGCCGCCUACGUCGACGACGGCGGCGGCGACGGCGCGCUGGGCCUCCGCGGGGCGGCGGGGUUCGCGUCGGGCGGGGCGGCGGGGUUCAGCGGCCCGACGCUCGCGCUCAUCGGCGGCGUGCUCAUCGGCCUCUGCUGCUGCAACCGGUGCUACUACAAGUGCCGCCGCCACUGCUACUCGCGGAAGCCGCCGGACAACAAGGACGACGAGGCCGCCAAGUUCGGCGACGCGGAGCUGGGCCCGCGCCAGGACCUCACGCUCUGCCAGGCCGUCUACCGCGGCUUCUACGAGUGCCUCCAGGCGCUCUGCUGGAAGUGCGGCGUCGUCAUCCCCAAGCCCAUCGACCGCGUCGACUACCUGCGGGGCAAGUUCGAGGGCAAGCAGGUCGACGCCAUGUUCCGGCGCUUCGGCAUCGACGACCCGUCGGAGCGCGUGCGCUGGCAGGACUCCUGGGUCAUGCUCGACGACGACCACUCGGACCUCGUGGACCGGGCGGAGUUCCUGGCCUAUUUCGAGCUCCCCGCGCCCUGGGGCGACCGCGUCUUCGAGAUCAUGCGCGGGUCCGUGCGCGAGGAGCUGAACUUCCUCCAGUUCGUCGAGGGCAUGGUGGCCCUCUGCACGACGGACCGCAAAGCCUGCGAGGACUUUAGCUUCCGGCUCAUCUCGCGCUUCGGCGCGAACACGCACGCGCCCGAGGACGACAUGUGCCUCGACGUCAAGGACGUGGAGAACUUUCUCCUGGACCGCGGCUACGACCGCGACGCCGACGCGGAGGUCAACGACCCGGACCGGACCUUCGAGCGGGCCAAGGCGAAGACGCGGUCGCUGAAGAUCGCGGGCUUCAUGGACGAGGACGGCAGCGGCGGCGUGAGCAAGAAGGAGUUCCUCGAGUUCUCCAACGAGAACUUCAUAUUUCUGGCGCUCGGCCACGUCUACCAGGAGAUGCUGCGCAAGAAGCAGUUCGGCGAGGCCUACUGGGUCGAGCUCACGAAGCGCCUCGCGAACCGAGGUCGCGACGCGACGGUCCUGGGCUCCAUGCGGUCCUUCCGCGGCUCGCUGAGCGCCGCGCUGGCCAAGGCGAAGCGGCGCCAGUCUAGGAAGUCCGUCGUCGUCUUCCGCACGGCGGGCCAGCGCGACGAGCGCAACGACGGCGGCUUCGAGGGCGGCGAAUUCGCGGCCGCGGCCGAGAAGGCGCCCGACGACGCGCCGCGGCGGCUGACGAGCUCGCUGAACCCCUUCGGGAGCAAGCGGCUCCAGGGCGCGGCGCGCCUCGAGGCCGAGUUCUUCAGCGGCAUCCGGCGCUUCGCGGCGCAGCACUACCCGCGGAAGCCGCCCGAGGGCUGGCUGCCGUACUUCCGCGACGACUUCGGGUUCAUCUACGCGCGGCUCCGCGAGCUCAAGCAGCAGCGGAAGCAGAUCAGCGACUCGGCGCUGAAGCUGCGCAUGCGCAUGUCCGAGGACCUGUGCCGCAAGUUCCUCGACAUCAUCGAGGACCUCGCCACGGACUCGACGACGCUCCGGGGCUCGUUCUACCGCUGGAAGGGCAAGACGCUGCGCCGGAACUGGGACGAGCGGCCCAUCCACGCGGACAUCACGGAGCGGCUCUCGCGGACGCGCAUGGGCGCGGAGCUCGCGGAGGAGGCGCUCGAGGAGCACGUGCGCCGCGCGGAGCAGGGCGAGGGCUUCGAGGACCCCAAAACGCUGGACCGCGCGGCGUCGGGCGCGGCCGCGGAGCAGCGGAAGCGGCGCGAGUCGCUCGCGCGCGCGCGGGGCGCGCCGGAGGAGCCGCAGCACGUCGCCAUCGUCGUCCAGCCCGCGCCGACGCGCGGCAUCCCGGUCAUCGUCGAGGAGACGGGCUCCGCGGGCAGCGGCUCGUCGCGGCGGACCCACAACACGCCGAAGAUGACGCCGAGGGUCGAGGAUGCCUACGGCCUGCCGCCGCUCCCGCUCCGCGCGAACCCGAUCUACCGGUCGGUGCGGCGCCUCGCGCCGCUCUCGCCGGAGAAGCGCGCCGCGGCGCGCGAGUACGCGCGGAGCGCCGCGGCCGCGGGGCGCAAGCUGCCCGCCGCGGACGCGACGGUCGUCGUCCGCGGCAAGCACGGCGUCGCGGGCCGGCCCCGCGGCGGCGUCGGCGGCUCGGACCUCCUGCGGCCGCGGCCGGGCGCGCCGCGGCCGGGCGCCUCCAAGCUCACCGUCGUCCAGCCCCGGCGCGGGCCCGUCCGCGUGCUGCUGGCCUUCGUGUCCUUCGUCGCCAUCCAGACCGUGUCGCAGCUGUUGUACAAGCGCGCGCAGAGCGGCGGCGCCUAUCGCAUCAACGCGGCGGGGUCCAUGGUGUUGGCCGAGGGCAUCAAGCUCGCCAUCUCGCUGAGCUUCGCCUACCGCGAGGCGACGCCGCUGCGCCUGCCCGCGGCGUCCAUGGUCGGCUACGCGUGCCUGGCCCUGGGCUACGCGGCGAACAACCAGCUCACGUUCGUCAUCCUGAAGCUCGCGAACCCGGGGCUGCUCUCGCUCGCAAAGUCGUGCGCGCCGCUGCUCAUCGCCGUCACGUCCGCGGUCGUAUUCCGCGAGCGGCUGAGCCGGCUCCACUGGCAGUGCGUCGUGCUCCAGGUCUGCGGCAUGGCCGCCAUCUUCUCGCGGCCCGUCGCGGCCGCGGGGAACGACGCGGGCGACGACGCGCUCGCCCACGAAAACGCCGGCUGGCUCAUCGUCGCGGCCUGCGCGCUGACGUCGGGCUGCUCGUCGCUGAACGCCCACCUCCUGCACCGCGGCGCGAACGUGCACGUCCAGAACGCCUGGCUCUACGCGCUGGGCGCCGCGGCGAACGCGUGCUUGUUCGCGGGCGGCGGGGGGCCCUCGGGCGCCGUGGGCUUGUUCGCGGGCUACGACUCGCCCUGGGCCCUGGGGCUGCUCCUGAGCAACGCGCUCUGCGGGCUCGUCGUGACCUUUCUGUACCGCCAGUCGAACGCGGUCGUGAAGACGCUCGCGUCGAACGUGUCGUCCGUGCUGCUCGUCGGCGCCCCCGCGCUCCGGAGCCGCGACCUCGCCGUGCUCGCGGGCUGCGGCACGAUCCUGACGACGACUGUCAUCUACCUCGAGCAGCCCGCGGUCGCGCGGGGCAAGGUCGGCGAGGAGGAGGAACGAAGGGACGGGGUCAUCUCGAGGAUGGGGUCGCGGGACGCGCUCUUAGAUUAG
Molecule: messenger RNA, 3585 nt
Organism: Aureococcus anophagefferens
Lineage: Eukaryota; Pelagophyceae; Pelagomonadales; Pelagomonadaceae
Exons: 2
Coding region: 1-3585 (1194 amino acids)
Biological process (GO): pyrimidine nucleotide-sugar transmembrane transport
Cellular component (GO): Golgi membrane
Molecular function (GO): pyrimidine nucleotide-sugar transmembrane transporter activity
Source: RefSeq, a predicted model, not a curated record